AUGGGUGUCACAGUUACUACUUUAGAGGAAGGCUCUGGCCCAAGCCCUCAACCGGGUCAGACUGUUAUUAUGGGCUACACGGGCUGGUUGAAGGAUACAUCCCAGCCGGACAAUAAGGGCACACAAUUUGACUCUUCUUACCCGCGAGACGAGCCAGGCAAGGAGGGUUUUAAAACUCAGAUUGGUGUCGGACGGGUUAUCAAAGGCUGGGAUGAAGGUGUACCUCAGAUGAAGCUUGGUGGGAAGGCAAGGCUUGAUAUUUCAAGCGACUACGGAUACGGCCCCAGGGGUUUUCCAGGUGCCAUUCCUCCCAACUCGGACCUCAUUUUCGACGUUCACCUGCUCAAAAUUGAAUAG
This is a messenger RNA of Trichoderma gamsii, 357 nucleotides long. RefSeq names its product peptidyl-prolyl cis-trans isomerase fkr-3. Bases 1 to 357 code for a protein of 118 amino acids. Lineage: Eukaryota; Fungi; Ascomycota; Sordariomycetes; Hypocreales; Hypocreaceae. Gene Ontology annotation, molecular function: peptidyl-prolyl cis-trans isomerase activity. The record is from RefSeq and is a predicted model, not a curated record. The transcript has 5 exons.